Messenger RNA from Haemonchus placei, 336 nucleotides. Lineage: Eukaryota; Metazoa; Nematoda; Chromadorea; Rhabditida; Trichostrongylidae. The record is from the annotation of a GenBank genome assembly.
AUGUCCUUACUCUAUGAAUGCAUUAACACCGUUAUAGCUGUGUUGAUAAGCAUAUCGGCUGGUGGUGACCAUGCAGCCAGUAUACAGCUAUGUGUUCAAAAACUUGGAGUGUUGAUCGAGGAUUCUGAUCAAAAUCUCAAGUAUCUUGGAUUGCUGGCAAUGGGCAAAAUUCUUCAAACCCAUCCAAAGGCUGUUCAGGCUCAUAAAGAUAUAGUCACUGGACUUGUUGUACGGCAUGGUAUCGAAGAAAAAUAUUAUGGAAAUUGUCAAGAAACUCAUGGAGCACGUGGAAUCUGCCGAAGGAUCUCAUUACAGGUUCGAUCCUUGGUUAUAUAG